Molecule: messenger RNA, 1755 nt
Organism: Zeugodacus cucurbitae (melon fly)
Lineage: Eukaryota; Metazoa; Arthropoda; Insecta; Diptera; Tephritidae
Exons: 2
Coding region: 113-1606 (497 amino acids)
Molecular function (GO): metal ion binding
Source: RefSeq, a predicted model, not a curated record
GUUAUCGAUAUUCCGAUUGGCCGCUACAGUCAUCUGUUAAAAAAUAAUCAUAUCAAAUCAUUAAUUUGCAAUUGACGAAUAGUUUUAUUAUUCUUUAAGAAACAUAAAAGAGAUGGUUCUUUGUAGAUUUUUUCUCCAGGGUAGCUGUAGAUUUGGAACAAAAUGCAAUAAUGAACACUUGGACGUCAAACAACUUGUAAAAACAGACUUGGAAGGCGCAAUCAAUGGAAAGCAAUGGCCAAUUUCCUGUUUUGGACCCUUCAAAGAUAAACCUUGUAUACCAAGCUUUAUUGAAGAUCAAUCCUUUGAAGAGAUACGUUGGCUAUGUUAUGAAGCAAAACAAAAGAACUGUGUGGAACAAUAUGUACAGCAUUUCAGCAAGGAAGUUAUGGAAGCAAAUAACAAGAUGAAAACUAUGUUGCAAUUACCACCCGCUGCAAUAGAUAUUAUUACCCGACUUUAUGAUGCACCUACCGAUGCUGGUGCUAAUACCGGCUUGACAAAAAGUAAUGUUAAUAAUCCUUUCGGUCUUGGAGGUAAUGUUAUCAACGAUAGCACGUCAAUAUUUAAUAAGCCUAGUGUACCUGGGAAUAGUGCCUUUGGUGGAGCUUUUGGCAAUAAUGCAACUAACGUCGGACAAACGCCUACACAAGGUGGCGGAAUAUUUGGCGGUGGAGGUGGUUUAUCGUUCAAUUCUCCAAAUCAACAAUCUUCGAUUUUUUCGCAGCAGUUACAAAAGCCUGCUUCUGUAUUUGGAGGUGGAGGCACACAAGGCAGUUUAUUUGGGCAAACUCAGACGAAUACUGGAAUUAGUGGUGGACUCUUUGGUCAGACACCUCAAGCGACUGGUAAUUUAUUUGCUCAAACCACACCACAACAGCAACAAACACAGCCUACAGCCAAUGUUGGAUUAUUUGCACAACAACCACAAACAGGCUCACUAUUUGGACAGCAAAAUCAGACGCAGACAGCACCAGGAGGGAAUUUGUUCAAUCAAAAUAUACAGCAACAACAACAACAACCAAAUGGUGGAAAUAUAUUUGCGCAAGCCAUGCAAUCACAGCAACAACAACCCACGGCCGGAUUCCCACUGUUUCAAGCCAAUAAGCCUCAAACCAACUCUGUUUUUGGACAACAAAGCGUUUUUGCACAGCAGAGUACAGGUGGAAUGUUUGGUCAAAUGGCUGCAAAUACGCCUGCGAACAAUGCUAACAAUUUGUUUACUCAACCGGUCAACACAACAGAUACAAAUGGGGUUUUUAAAAACACACAAAACAUAUUCGCCCAAGCUAUGCAACAACAGCAACAAACACCACAAAAUAUGUUUUCGCAAGCUGGACAAAAUUCAGCGCCGGCACAACCGCCCUCAGGUUUCUUUCAACAAAAUGUUCAGUCGCAGCAAAUGACAAAUCAACAUACAGCCUUUGGCCAACAAAUGGGAGUAAAUAACGCUUCGUUGCCUCUCUUACAAUCGCCAGUGGUAAGCAGCUCUGUGUAUAGCAAAUUGGAGGAUCUUACAACAGAAGAUAUUGAAGCCUUCAAAGCUGACACCUUUACGCCUGGUCGAAUUCCAAAUGUUCCACCGCCUCGAGAGUUGAUCAAUUAAAUAAUUUAGUAGAAGUAACCAUAAACAGCAGAAGUAUAUUACGAGCAAAUAAAUAUGAAUCAAACAUGGAACGCUCUAAAGCUAUAAAUUUUACAAAAAUAAGCAAUGCAUUAAAUUAAGGAGAUUAAAUUAACUUUAUUUUCACUUCA